GUUUUUGUUGCCUUGAUCAACAACCUGAUCACAUUCGUUCCGGUGUUUCUCGUGACCUACAUGUUUCGCAGCUCUCGUUUGCAUACCAGUCACGCGACGAAGUUGCGCGAGGUGGUCGAGGAUCAUUUAAACGAGUCAAUCGACAAGGACCAAUUGCCACCAAUCACUCAGACGGCCUCUAUUCAACAACGAGCUCUUAAAACCGCUAUGUUCUAUAACAAGCAACACGGGAAACACGGAUUUUCUGACUCAUUGGAUUUUCGUAGCCCAGUCUCUAUCCAAGCCCGCGAACAUAGUCCUUAUUCCUACUUUUCUUUCAAUGUAAUGUUACUGGCCAUUUUCAUCUCAUUCGCGUGCAAAAGAACAGAUCAAGUAGACGACAUUGAAAUCCUCGUUGAGGAGGAUGAUCUGAUUGAGGGCUUAGGACGUCGUUAUCAACUUCAAUUGGACGAAGAGUAUUUGCAUGACGAGUACCCGGAGCUCGAACGAGCCCGGGCGUAUCGAGUAAAGCAACGUCGCGCGAACGAUAUCAUGCGUGAAAUUUUCUUCUACAUCAUAUUUCUUGUGCUAUUGUUACUUGUCACUACUGGAUUCCGUGAUCCGAAUGCCUUUAUGCUGAAGAAAAGUUUGCAGGCUACCUUCUUCCCAGACAGUUACGACCAGAUNUUACAGAUCAACACAGUUGACGACUUUAAUGAUUGGGUUCAAAAAAUACUAAUUCCGGGGUUGCGUGCAAAACGUUGGUACAACCAAGAACCGCCGCUGUUUCAACGCGGAUUCCUCAAAGACAGAAGCGAUCGAAUCAUUGGUUACGGACUGAUGAGACAGCUGCGUGUAAAACCGAGUAAGCUUCAGUUUUUUCCCAGUCUUAAUUAUAAACAUAUUUAA
This is a messenger RNA of Echinostoma caproni, 888 nucleotides long. The record is from the annotation of a GenBank genome assembly. Lineage: Eukaryota; Metazoa; Platyhelminthes; Trematoda; Plagiorchiida; Echinostomatidae.